AAAGAAAGAUGCAAAAGAGGAACGUGAAGAGUCUAGACUUCUAAGAGGAAUGUGGGUCAACAAUAUCUUUGCUAUUUCUGUUUCUGCUUGAUCUUGAAAAGUCGUGUGUUUUUUGGCAAUAACUAGAUUUAGUUGGUUGCACGGGCUUCUGGUUCAAAACAAGAUGUUUGGAAGGUCGGUUAUGUCGAGAACUGGGAGCUUCAGGCCUGAAAACCUGGGUCAACAUGCAUUGGCUAUGAUAGGCAAUCUUUGCUUCACAAUGUUUGUGGUAGGAGUCUUGGUUUUUACAAUCAUAGCGGCUACGUAUGAACCUGAGGACCCCCUUUUUCACCCAUCAGACAAGAUCACCAAUUUCCUCACAUCCACCUCAAAUGCCACGUUCAAAUCUGAUAUCAGCGUUGUCAGAACAGGAGAGGAUUUUAUGACCCCAAAUCAAACUGUUGUUGCUGGUUUUAUCAAUAUAACAGAUGUUGAAAACUUGGAGAGGACACCUGAAACGGGCUCAUCUGACUGUGAUACUGAUUUUGCAACUAAGCCACUUGAUUGUAGGGACCCAGAAGUGUUCCAUUUGAUGAUGAAGGCAGCCAUAGAGCAGUUUAAGGAUAUACAUUUUUACCGUUUUGGGAAGCCAGUUGCUGGGUCCAAUGAGACUACAUGUGAUAUGGCAUGGAGAUUUAGGCCUAAGGAAGGGAAGACUGCAGCUUUUUAUAAGGAUUACAGGCGGUUUGUGAUAUCUAGGUCAAACAAUUGUACGGUUAGUGUGGUGGGAAUUGGGGAUUAUCAUUCAGGUGUGAAUGCAAGGAAGAGGAAGAAGCAGAAACCUGGAUUUGAGAAGAAAUCAGAGAAGUCGGAUCAAGGUAGUAUGCCUUUGGUUGUUGGGGAAGUUGUGAAUGAUGCACUUGUUAACAUAUCUGAGGGUGCAUUUAGUCAUGGGAAGUACUUGAUUUAUGUUGGUGGUGGAGAUAGGUGCAAGACCAUUAAUCAUUAUUUGUGGAGCUUCUUGUGUGCUCUGGGUGAAGCACAAUAUUUGAAUCGAACAUUAGUUAUGGAUUUGACACUCUGUCUGUCAUCAAUCUACACUAAUUCCAACCAGGAUGAGGAAGGGAAGGAUUUUAGGUUUUAUUUUGAUUUUGAGCAUCUGAGAGAGGCAGCAUCAGUGUUGGAUCAGGAUCAGUUUUGGUCAGAUUGGAAUAAAUGGCAGAAGAAAGAUGGCUUGAAGCUUCAUCUAGUGGAGGACUUUAGGGUAACACCCAUGAAGCUUGCUGAAGUGAAGGAUACCUUGAUUAUGAGGAAGUUUGGAUCUGUGGAGCCAGAUAAUUACUGGUACAGGGUAUGUGAAGGAGAGACAGAAUCUGUUGUUCAAAGGCCUUGGCAUCUGCUGUGGAAAUCAAGAAGGCUAUUGGAUAUAGUAUCUGCGAUAGCAACAAGGUUAAAUUGGGAUUAUGACUCUGUUCAUAUUGAGAGAGGAGAGAAAGCAAGGAACAAGGAGCUGUGGCCUAACCUUGAACAAGAUACUUCACCAGAUGCACUUCUCACUACGCUGCAGGACAAGCUUGAGGAUGGGAGGCAUGUCUAUAUCGCAACAAAUGAACCUGACACAUCCUUCUUUGACCCUUUGAAAGACAAAUAUACCACUCAUUUUCUUGAUGAGUACAAGGACCUUUGGGAUGAAAACAGUGAGUGGUAUUCAGAGACAACAAAGCUUAACAAUGGAAUUCCAGUUGAAUUUGAUGGUUACAUGAGGGUGUCUGUCGAUACAGAAGUUUUCUUGAGAGGGAAGAAGCAGAUUGAGACUUUCAACGAUCUCACCAAUGAUUGCAAGGAUGGUGUAAACACGUGCAACACUGCAUCCAGUUAAUUCCUGACGUUUGGGGCUGGAGACUUCGUUCAGGCAUAUUCAUGUGUACUUUUAGCUGUUAUUUGAUGUUUCUGGGAAACCGUAAGCCGCAUUUGUUAGUGUAUUUCAUUCAUUAGCAUUUUCACGAAUUUUGUACUUUUAGAAUAUCCACUUCCUGUUUCAUGAAUUGCAAUCCUCUAGCCCGUUAAGCUUUUAGUUGUGAUUUUGUUCUUCAUUUGAAUGGCAAGAGCUGGAAAUCUGUG
This is a messenger RNA of Rubroshorea leprosula, 2100 nucleotides long. The record is from the annotation of a GenBank genome assembly. NCBI's taxonomy places the organism in Eukaryota, Viridiplantae, Streptophyta, Magnoliopsida, Malvales, Dipterocarpaceae.